Molecule: messenger RNA, 336 nt
Organism: Ostertagia ostertagi
Lineage: Eukaryota; Metazoa; Nematoda; Chromadorea; Rhabditida; Trichostrongylidae
Source: the annotation of a GenBank genome assembly
AUGCGCUUUAACGUCAGUGGUCGUUACCAGGCUUUCGAGAACAUCACUGUCACGAAGCUGGUGGGUAUGGCAGCAUUUUCCCAACUGCUAGUAAUGACUACCUACUCAGCUGCUAUGUACGUGAUCCGAACCCGAGGUGGUGGACUUCCAGAUGUCCUCAAGCAGAAUAUACGCAUAUGGUUUUAUCUGGUCCCGAUGGCGACGUUCAUUGUGCCGUUGGUGUUGCUGUGCGGUCUUCGCGUCGUUUCCCAACAACGUCACACGAAUAUCGUGCGACUAACGAAGGAGAAGUGCGAUCAGUCUGCUUACAUGACUAGACUCACACAAAUGUGGCAA